CGCGCUGCCGCCGCUACGGGCUUUGUAAUCGCCUCUGAGUGACGUAGAUCUCUCUUUCCGGCCUGGGCUCGCGGCUUGUGAGGAGAAAUUUCCUGUUGCACAUCACUUGUGGCAAAACCCUAGAAAAACACAAUGCAGAACGACGCUGGGGAGUUUGUGGAUCUCUACGUUCCUCGUAAAUGCUCUGCUAGCAACCGGAUAAUUGGUGCUAAAGACCAUGCCUCCACCCAGAUGAAUAUUUGUGAGGUUGAUAAAGUCACAGGCAGAGUCAAUGGCCAGUGCAAAACUUACGCAGUUUGUGGAGCAAUUCGCAGAAUGGGGGAAUCUGAUGACUCAAUCCUGCGCCUUGCAAAGAACGAUGGUAUAAUACCCAAGAAUUUCUAAAGCAUGACGAAGAAGCAUGAUGUGAAAUUUGUUAUAAAAUAAAACUGUUGGAAAGCA
Messenger RNA from Lacerta agilis (Sand lizard), 441 nucleotides. It is a transcript of the gene RPS21, whose product is annotated as ribosomal protein S21. Lineage: Eukaryota; Metazoa; Chordata; Lepidosauria; Squamata; Lacertidae. Gene Ontology annotation, molecular function: structural constituent of ribosome. Gene Ontology annotation, biological process: endonucleolytic cleavage to generate mature 3'-end of SSU-rRNA from (SSU-rRNA, 5.8S rRNA, LSU-rRNA); endonucleolytic cleavage in ITS1 to separate SSU-rRNA from 5.8S rRNA and LSU-rRNA from tricistronic rRNA transcript (SSU-rRNA, 5.8S rRNA, LSU-rRNA); translation. Gene Ontology annotation, cellular component: ribosome; cytosolic small ribosomal subunit. Bases 133 to 384 code for a protein of 83 amino acids. The transcript is spliced from 6 exons. The record is from RefSeq and is a predicted model, not a curated record.